Molecule: messenger RNA, 6537 nt
Organism: Linnemannia hyalina
Lineage: Eukaryota; Fungi; Mortierellomycota; Mortierellomycetes; Mortierellales; Mortierellaceae
Source: the annotation of a GenBank genome assembly
AUGGCCCCAACGCUCGCAGCAGUCACGUCCCAAACGGACCCAAGACGCGAUCCAGCCAAUGAUGAGCCCACAGUGAUCCACCUCGAUAAGGAGGAACAAGGAGAAAACGGGGCUGGAGCAGGAGGGAUCCAAGAUAAAGAUACCGCAACAUCGAUAACAGCAGAAACGACAGUAACGACAACAACAGAGUCAAUACGAACUUUGCUCUCGACUGGAACUGGAUCUAUUGUUCUUUCUAUAGAACCAUCAGAUGUGUCAGAGAGCGUCAAGGACGAUGGCUUGGUGUUAGUCGAGGAGUAUGUCAGCAUCGAGGAGCAAUCGACUGGAAGCGACCAUAAACACCCCGUCAGGGAUACCAUCCAACCGACGACCACCUCUUCCUUCCACAUCACCCAGAGUACAGCCGUUUGUGUCGACAAGGAGCGUCUGGUUCCACAGCUGGAGAUUGUGCCAUCUAAAUUAGAUCUGCCAGCCAAGGACCUUUCCUCCCGCAAAUCGUUUUCCUUGUCACCCCUGCAGACUUCGCCUACCGCUUCCAUCGUCAAAAAAUUCAUUCCCAUUCCCGCAACAGCAAUCCAAGCAGCGACAAUGGACUCGGAGAACCCCUACUGUUCCACCUCAAUUGCUCCCGUCUCUGCCGUAACCUCUCCAACAUCCACCGUCCCCAACUCUGCCCCUGGCUUCAACUUUCAUUCGUCUACCUCUGGUCCUUCCUCUGAGCAAGGCUCGUAUCUUGGAAUCGAAUCGCCUUACCCAUCACCGACACCAGCAUCUUCUCCCAUUGACUAUUUUUCCGCCUCGUGGAUCCUUCCUCCCAUCCCCUCCUUUUCAGAAAUGGGUCUGACGUUUGACAAGAGCCGAUCUAGCACCACCAACAGUAACACCAGGCAUGAGACAUCCGAUAGCGCCCAAGGUCGUCGUGAGAACGAGAGUACAUCCAUACCGCAUCAACAAAACCACAUCUCUCACGCUACACACAAACCACAUCGCUCAGGGACGGACCAACAGAGCGCUGGUACGAACGCAAGCGAACAUCGGCAGCAACAACAACAGGAAAUCGUUACCGAUUACGAUCCUUCUUUCUUCGACCAGAUUGCAUCGGAUGAGAACGAGGCAUACAUUCUCUGGAGUACGACACCCGAGUCUGGGACCGGCAGUGCAGCGGUCUCGGCUUCCAUAAUCGAGACCAGUCCAGCGGUAACACUCUCGAGGAACAACAAAUCAGGGGCCGUUCUUUCUCCCUCUGCAAGUCAGCAGUCCGCGCAGAGUAUACCGACUCCUGAGCCUGCGUCCUCAUCCACUCCCUCAACGGUCAAGCGAUGGUCUGCAGGAGAGAGUAACAAGGCCAAAAAUCAAGGAAGAGACUCGUUCGACCACGAAAGAGUGCGUGCCCAGACACCCACAGCCACAACGCCAAGUCAGGAGACCUUCACGGCCCAGUCCACUGCUCACGGUGGUGCAUCCGAAGCUGCCUUCUCGGGCUCAAGUCAGCCGUCUUCACCCAGUCUCACGAAGCCACCUGAGAGGAUCAGCGGGCCCAUCUCGAUGCCCAAGCCAGGCUUUUCCAGUUCCUCCACCUCGUCCAAGGCGAACGCAAAAGGCACGACGGCCUUAGGAUCUGCAACAAGCAAGUCGGCUGCCAACCAGGAGAGCCGUGUGAUCAUGGCAGCAACCAUCGAAAAGUUGGUUGAGAAACUCACAAGCGAUAUCGAUUAUACCUUCCUUACGGACUUCUUCCUCAUCUAUCGCCUGUUUAUCUCUCCACCUGCCUUGCUUCGACUCCUGAUGGCCCGCUUUCAUUGGGCUCUGACCGAAGACACUCCUAAGAGGCAGAUUGUUCGGGUCCGGACCUUUGUCGUGCUUCGACAUUGGCUAUUGAAUUAUUUUGAGUACGACUUUAUGGGGUUCAGACUCCUGCGACGUACAUUGAUCCAAAAUCUGAAGCUGUUGAUUACCCAUCCCAUCAUCUGCUCAAGCGUUCGAGACCAGCGAAUAGUACAUGAGCUGAGACGGCUUUUCCAACUUAAGCGCAAGCAGUAUAGCCACACCGCUGCCCAGCGUUCCCUCGAGGGUUCGACCGCCAAAAAGGAGCAUUCGAUCCGCUCCGUGCAGCAUGACCAUGCCGAGCAUUACGGAUCUGAGCGGUCGGUAUUUGAGGAGCAACCAUCUGGAUGCGAGUCAAGCGAUCAGGACUCUGAACUCUACUCGACCGAUAGUCAGAGCGAAUACGACGAUAUCCAGGAUGAUAACGACGACGUGGAAGACGAAGAAGCUGAUGAUAAUGAGGAAGAAGAAGACGUGUACGAGGAGGUGUCCAAUUACAUCGUCGACGAAGGAUACAGUCAGCGUGACCAGGUUACGUCCGACAACGGCAAGGGCGGCUCCGAUCUUGAAGCUGAGGAAAGGCCUAAUGUAGAUCGACGCAGGUCUUCCGUCACUGCCUCCAUCAUCAAAGCUCGCCUUCCUUCACCAACAUUCUCUGCAGGGUCCAGCCAAUCGAAUGAUCUCGCUUCGGAGUCCUUCUCGUCAAGCCACCAUCACCAUUAUCACCACCAUGUCAGCGCCAGUGCCGACGCCGCGGAUGGUACUGGAAAUAUCCAUUCUCGACCACGAGUUUCAGAGUCCUCAGAUUCACCUCACCACUAUCAUCACCGGAGUCACACCGUCCCUCACUUUCACGAAGCCCGACCUGCGUCUCGUCCUCGACCACUGUCAUAUGUUUCGACGUCCAUUGAUACAACCAGCUCACAUGCGUUCUCGCCCCCAGAAUCGCCAUUGCCGCUGGAUGCCUACUCGUCCUCUCGUCCUCUCUAUACUUCAGGACCGUCCUCGAGCGACAAAAAGAAGACUUGGUCUCAGUAUAUGGCCGCCACUGUCGGACAACUGUCAAAGGUCAAGCGCGUUUUCAAGCCAAAGUCAUCGCAAUCGAUCCAAGAUCUUCGGAGCGGCGGAUCAUCCACGACAACUUCAACCCAGCCUUUCAUUCCCCGUAGUGGAGCAGUGGAUCGAGAGUUUACCAAGUUUGCAUCCAUGAGGUCAACAGCAGGACCAUCUCGGUAUUGGAACGAGGGCCGGAUUCAGAGCGAACACAGGGUAUCUCAAUCUGCGACUAUGUUGGAUGCCAUGACCACCACCAACAGCAUCGUCUCAUACGAGGAAGGCUAUCACGGAGUUAGGGAGUAUCACAGUGGCUAUGAACACGGUGGCACGGAUCGAAGCGGACAAUGCUCAAGCGAUGAGGAUGAGGAUUUGCGGUCAGAAUCAACCAGAAAGAGCAUAGGCGACCGCGCCAAUUCACGCGCCAUGAACCACCGCGUGGACCAGAGACAUUCUUCAACAACCCAAGGUCGGAAUCAUGGAGGAUCACGGAUAGCCGCAGCAGCAACACCCACGGAGUACGGAUACAACACAGUGGAUGAAGGCGAGCAGCGCCGAUUGUCGAGACCAGCCUCUCCUCGAGGAUUGGAUCCCCUUUCGGAUGAUCGAGAGUUGAUUCAGGAAGAGCGGUCGCCUGGCCACGGUCUCGUUCCUAUAGAAUGGGAUCAACUGCCUUCAUCAUCCAUCAACUCGCGGUCUCUUCGUCGCACGACUCCCAAACGAGACAAUCGCGCGUCUUGGAUGACGUUCUCGUCGACCAGUUCAUCCAUCUUUGGAGCUGUUCUGACCCAGAAUCACGUUCCACCUAGUCAAACUAUCAGGAGAGGAAGCGAGCAGUUGAACGUUGAGCGGUUUGUGGAACGGACAUUUGGAUCGAUCGCAUCCCCAGCCGUCCCAGCAGGAGAACAUCGACCUGCGUACAGGAAUAUGACGCGUCAUAAGAGCACCGACGCCCUCAAGACAAUGGCAAGCCAGGACUCUGGGAAACCAGUAUCAGCAGCAGUAGAACCACUGAGUAACAGCGAUUUAACUGGCGAGAACACUAUCCAGUCAGCUAGUCCUGGGAUAAAUGGAGGACGGAGAAGCCACACGGUUGCCCAACAUCCUCACCGCCAGACAGUCCCUAUUAUGCACCACCACUACCAUCAUCAUCACUAUCUCCAGAAUCGCCAAAGCCUUCAAGACUACCCUCCCCAGCGACGCCAUUCUUCAGAUGUCCAAACCCUCCAAGGAUGGUCCACCAGCACGAAAACCUCAAACGUCGACAAGAGAAACUCGACAGAUUUCAGCAGAGGCGCCUUUCAAAACCCGAUCUCGCUGCUGGAGGGCGCAGCUUAUGUUGCUGCACUUCAGGAGACUCAACGACAACUGAAACUGAUGUCCAAUCAGCAAGGUGGCCCCAGAGCAGCGCCUUCUCCCCCGCCUGUCACGAUCCCACCGCAUUCUCAGACAUUCCGAGGACCCAACAACAAUGGCCCUCACAGCCCGGACUUUUCUGUCAAGAGCAGCCACAGGAUAUCGGGAGGAGGAUCUGUGGAGGGUCGUUCGUACUCGAACCCGAACUGGCGCCACCUCUCCGAUCCUGACGUCAACCCGCUGGUCGUCAACAACAGCAAUGGUGCCAAGUCGCCUCCAAAGUCAAACCCGACUUCAACAGGAACAGCGCAGCAGCAACGAGGCGUCAACCGGAUCAGCGCUUCAUGGUACAGCAGUCCCUCAUCUUCUUCCCAUGGAGUAACACAACAACAAACUCGGUCGCAAUACGAGAACAGCUAUAGCCAACAGCGAAGUCCAAUGACGCCACGGUUCCAGAGCAUCAUGUCAUCAGCAUCGACCGUUCGGGAGUAUCCUCGUGCAUCAACGUCGGUUGUGCUUCGGCACCGGUCCGAGGCGAUUGCUCAGCAGAUGUGUCUGAUCGAGCGGGAGCAGUUGAGCGAGAUCCAGUGGUUUGAGUUGGUCAAUGCUGGGUGGAAGAAGAAGAAGUCGCCCGAGGCUUCUUCUAAUGCUGGAACGAAGGCUCCUGCGCCUUCGUUGAGUGAGGAGCAGAAUGAUGACGAUGAUGAGGCAGUAGACGGCGGUGAUGCUGAGGGUUCGGAGGUGAAUCGUAAGAGCAAUUUGACGGCUUCUGGACGAACGAGUGAGCGGCCGCACCAAUCUUCGGACAGCCCAAGCGUCGUCCGCCUUGUCGACCGCUUCAACCUCACGUGCAAUUGGGUGACAUCUGAGAUUCUCAAGACGACCGAUAUGGAGACAAGAGUCAAGGUCAUUGAAAAGUUCAUCCGCAUUGCCCAUACAUGCUACAGCUACCACAACUUUAGCUCGUUGACACAAGUGAUGCUUGGCCUCCAGGCACACGAGGUCUCAAGGCUCUCACGAACGUGGGCCCGCGUUCGCUCACAGGAAACCAAAAUGAUGGAAGACCUUGUCGAGUUCACGUCGCCCUUCCACAACUGGAGACACCUGCGUAAUGCCAUGAAGACGAUGGCUGACGAGUGGGGUGGCGCUGCAACGGGUCAAGACCCCGUACCGGUCUCGGUUGCUGUCGACAUCGCUUCUUCGUUGUCAACAUCUGGAUCAAAGAAAUCCAACAAGGACGGCGGAGGGUUGUUCAGUAAGAUUGCGAUGGGUGGCAAGGAUAAGCAAAAGGACCAUCAUUACUUGAAGUCUCAGCAGCAGAAUCAGCAGCAACAGCAACAUUAUUCCGCUAUGCAGCACCAUGGCACCAAGUCAUCGACAUUGACGGGGCACUCUUCGUCACCUACAAAGUCGUUCUCGGGGCCGGUCUUCCCCUCCUUGGUGUCGACUUUGAGCAGUAGGGAUAAGGACAAGGAUAAGGAUGCGAAUAAGAGUAGUUCGCUCUCUCAGCAGCCCAUGGGAGGGUGCAUUCCUUUCCUCGGUGUGUACUUGUCAGACCUGCUGUUCAACACUGAGUUGCCAUCCUAUGUUGAACCCAAGGUCCCUGCAGCCAUCGACAUGUACCCUCCUCCUCCUCCUCUUCAAACAGCCGAGUACCUUUCCAGCACGACAACUUCUGACCCCUUGAACCGCUUGUCGACCUUUGAUGCCAGUUCUUCAUCCCACUCUUCCACAUCCUCACCCGGCGUAUCCAAUAAUCAUAUUCAAGGCGAUCAUCAUCACCUCGACGCCGCCGCCGCCGCUGCGGCUACAAUCGAUCCUCUUGCCACAGCACCAGCCGUCAUCGACGGCUUCACAUCCCCAUCAUCCUCCCUUCCGGCGUCGUCCCCCUCAUUGUCUUUGACACUCUCCAUGUCUACAUCCUCGACCUCGACCUCCUCAGCUCCUCCGACCCAAGUCUUGCCCACGCUCCCAUCCUCCUCCUCCUCCUCCUCCUCCUCCUCCGAGCAACAGCAGGUGCCAUGGAUGAUCAACAUGCACAAACACCGCACGAUCGCAACCAUCAUCCGCAGGAUCUUGACCUUCCAAAAGAUGGCCGGCCGAUACCCCUUCCUCCACGACACCGAGGUCUAUGAAUCCCUCACGAAUGCGAUCGAGUCCCCCACAGAGCAGCUUUCAGAUUCGGAGAGGGAGCGAUUGAGUGAUUUGUGUGAGGAACGGUUUAGUAUGGUCGGUCCUUUGGGACCCUUGUCACCGUCCGAGAGUUUGAAUUCUGGAUUGACGUCUCCAGCAUUCCCGCGUUAA